Messenger RNA from Lithohypha guttulata, 861 nucleotides. RefSeq lists its product as uncharacterized. The transcript has 2 exons. Gene Ontology annotation, cellular component: mitochondrion. NCBI's taxonomy places the organism in Eukaryota, Fungi, Ascomycota, Eurotiomycetes, Chaetothyriales, Trichomeriaceae. Gene Ontology annotation, biological process: mitochondrial respiratory chain complex I assembly; iron-sulfur cluster assembly. Bases 1 to 861 code for a protein of 286 amino acids. Gene Ontology annotation, molecular function: 4 iron, 4 sulfur cluster binding; ATP-dependent FeS chaperone activity; ATP binding. The record is from RefSeq and is a predicted model, not a curated record.
AUGCGUAGAUGGUUAUCGACCUCGCCGCGUUGUCUGAGUCAUGAAAACCCACUAGGCCUUCCUCGACGGCAACCAGCAGCUGGCCCACCUCCUACCUUCCCACGAGCGCAACGUGGGCUUCCUGUGAAACGUCGAAUAGCUCAUGUUGAUCAUGUGAUAGCUGUUUCGAGCGCCAAAGGUGGUGUCGGAAAGUCAACACUAGCUGUCAAUCUUGCCCUAUCUCUUUCUAGACGCAAUCUACGAACGGGAAUACUAGACACCGAUAUCUUUGGACCUUCUGUUCCGACACUCCUCAAUCUCGCAAAUGCAUCUGAACCUGAAGUCACCAAUCGAGGCUCCCUGAUCCCGUUACAGAGUUAUGGGUUGAAAAGCAUGAGCAUGGGCUAUCUAUUACCCUCUGAAGCUGCACCUGUAGCGUGGAGAGGAGCCAUGGUGCAGAAAGCUCUUCAUCAAUUGCUACAUGAAGUCGACUGGUCACCCAAGCUCGAUGUGCUUGUCCUCGAUCUACCGCCAGGUACAGGCGAUGUUCAGUUGACGAUUGGCCAGCAGAUUGAGCUUUCUGGAGCUGUCGUUGUUACGACACCUCAGGAUAUCGCUCUGAAGGACGCUGUGAAGGGCAUAGCCAUGUUUCAAAAGAUGAACAUUCCCGUGCUUGGACUCGUUCAAAAUAUGUCUGUGUUCGUGUGUCCGAAAUGCGGUGAAGAGACACAUAUCUUUGCUCAUGAUGGUUCUUCUGAGAGGGUACCCUCUAAGGCUCAAGAGAUGGGCGUAGACUUUCUGGGCAACAUACCUCUUGAUGCGAAGAUAUGUCCGGACAUCUCAUCAACACCCAGUAUUAUCAGUCCAUUGCCGAAAAGCUAG